Molecule: messenger RNA, 225 nt
Organism: Aureobasidium namibiae CBS 147.97
Lineage: Eukaryota; Fungi; Ascomycota; Dothideomycetes; Dothideales; Saccotheciaceae
Exons: 1
Biological process (GO): regulation of transcription by RNA polymerase II
Cellular component (GO): nucleus
Molecular function (GO): RNA polymerase II cis-regulatory region sequence-specific DNA binding; DNA-binding transcription factor activity, RNA polymerase II-specific
Source: RefSeq, a predicted model, not a curated record
UGUGGUCACCGUUGCGUCACUCAACAACAGCUGAACAACCACUUGACGACACAUUCCCGAGAGAAGAAGUUCAAGUGUGACUAUCCAGGCUGCGGCAAGGUCUUUGGUGUCAAGACAGCUCUGUCGACUCACAAACGCACACACACUAACGAGAAGCCUUUCUCGUGCCGCUGGUGUGGGGAUAGCUACUCAGACAGCUCAAACCUAUCGAAGCAUCGGAAGACC